AUGAGUAACAGCAGUACAGGAAGAAAUGGGAACGGAGGUGGGCCUUGCGGGGCGUGUAAGUUCCUAAGGAGAAAGUGCGUGAAGGGUUGCGUCUUUGCACCAUACUUCGAUUCGGAGCAAGGCACGGAGCACUUCGCGGCGGUGCACAAAGUGUUCGGCGCCAGCAAUGCCUCCAAGCUGCUGCUGCGAAUCCCACCCCACAAGCGCCUCGAUGCCGUCGUUACCCUCUGCUACGAGGCCUUGGCUCGGCUCCGAGACCCCGUAUAUGGCUGCGUCGCCCACAUCUUCGCUCUCCAACAGCAGGUGGUGAAUUUGCAGGCGGAAUUGGCGUACGUUCAGGCCGGGCUCUCAACGGCGCAACCUCCUGCAUCUCUGCUGCAGCCUCCACCUCAACCCCAAAUCCACACCACUUCCUCCUGGGACAUGGCAUCCACCAGCAGCAGCUCUAACCCAUCCUUAAUGCUGCGUUUUGAUCCUCUCCACUUGGACCAAAUUAGCCCUGCCGUCCUAGAUAUUGAUCAUCUGGAUUUUAUCAACGGCGGCAACCUCCAGCUGCUGGCUCGAGAGUUUGUCUCAAGGUACUUGCCCGGCGCCAGAUUCGGCUCUCCCACUGCCUAG
Malania oleifera is the source of this 618-nucleotide messenger RNA. Its product is annotated as LOB domain-containing protein 19. Bases 1 to 618 code for a protein of 205 amino acids. Gene Ontology annotation, cellular component: nucleus. The transcript has 2 exons. The record is from RefSeq and is a predicted model, not a curated record. Gene Ontology annotation, biological process: positive regulation of DNA-templated transcription; hormone-mediated signaling pathway. NCBI's taxonomy places the organism in Eukaryota, Viridiplantae, Streptophyta, Magnoliopsida, Santalales, Ximeniaceae.